ACCAGAGAACGACAUGCUCUACUCUUUUGAAGUUGAAUCAAACGGAGCUUCGGAGCCUGGACUGUACAACUGCGCGCGUGCGUAUGUCGCUUGUCCGUCGCCGUGACAACAGCUCGGGCACGCGCUCCUACGGAUGCCAGUGUCACGCCAGUCAUGGAUUGUCAACUUGCACUUCUGCUCCGUGACCAGCAGUCGACAGCAGAGCUCCCCUCAUCUGAGCAAAGUUCUGCCUCUAUUUAUCACAAAAAAAGAGGGAGAGCGGUCGCUUCCGGCGGACGGCCCUUACUCCGUCCAGCCUCACGCGCCUCUCGGAGGAGACGCGACUUCAGGCAGAAGCGGAGGCGCGGAGUCCUGACAACACGGAGGAGGAGGAGCGGAUCCCGACAUCUGUCCAGCCGCGCUCGUCCUUCUGUUUCCACUCAGAACCAACGUUUCCCUCCGAGCUGGAGAUGUCCGGAUCCUUCUGCAGAACUUUAUACCCGUUCACCGGGGAGCAGCAGCAGCAGGGACUGAGCUUCGAGGCCGGGGAGGUGGUGAAGGUGGUGCAGGCUCUGCCCGGAGGCUGGUGGGAGGGAGAGAAGGACGGAACCCGGGGCUGGUUCCCGUCCAGCUACGUGCAGGUCAUGGAGAGGACGGCGUCGCUGGGUCAGCUUCCAUCUGAGGACCUCAAAGAGCCCCUCCCUCCUCACUGGAAAUGCUACAUGUCCCCACAAGGGCGGAGAUACUACGUCAAUACCAUAAACAACGAGACCACAUGGGAGCGGCCGUCCAGCACUCCGGGGACCCCCAAGAGUUCCCUCCGACACAAGAACUCCCUCCCAGCAGUGAACGGAUUUCACUCCAGUGGAAGUUCCUUCCAUCAUGGAGAGAAUUCACACAAUCACCUGGUCAGGAAGAGCAGCACAGAGCCUCAGAGCCCCGGAUCCACGUCGCCCACCAGGAAGCAGAACAAGGAGCCAAAGGUCACGAUCAACUGUGUGACGUUCCCAUCUCCAUCCUCUCUGACCGAGCAACAGCUGCUGAAGCCUAAUGAAUGGAGCUACUGUGACUAUUUCUGGGCUGACAGGAAGGAUCCCCAGGGCAACGGCUUCAUGUCGGGGUUUGAGGUUUUGCUGCAGAAGCAGCUGAAGGGUAAACAGAUGCAGAAGGAGAUGGCCGAGUUCAUACGAGAAAGGAUCAAGAUCGAAGACGAAUACGCCAAGAACCUCUCCAAGCUCUCGCAGAUCCCAUUGGCAGGACAGGAGGAGGGGACUUUAGGGGAGGCGUGGACGCAGCUGAAGAAGAGCCUGGCAGAUGAAGCUGAAGUUCACCUCAAGUUCUCCUCAAAGCUCCAGAGUGAGGUGGAAAAACCUCUGCUGACCUACAGAGAGAACUUCAAGAAGGACAUGAAGAGGCUGGACCACCACAUCUCCGACCUGCGGAAACAGCUCGCUGCUCGCUACUCAGCCGUGGAGAAGGCCCGUAAAGCUCUGGCUGACAGACAGAAGGAUCUGGAGCUGAAGCUGCAGCAGCAGGAGAUGAAGCUCAGCAGCAAGGCGGAGGAUGACAUGAAGAAGGCCCGCCGGAAAUCCACCCAAGCAGGAGACGAGCUGAUGCGCUGCGUCGACCUCUACAACCAGACUCAGUCCAAAUGGUUCGAGGAGAUCGUGACCACCAGCCUGGAGCUGGAGAGGCUGGAGCUGGAGAGGGUGGAGAUGAUCCGGCAGCAUCUGUGUCAGUACACCACGCUGCGCCACGAAACGGACAUGUUCAACCAAAGUACCAUGGAACCAGUGGACCAGCUCCUGCAGGCCGUGGACCCGGGCAAAGACCGGGAGGUGUGGGUACGCGAGAACCGGACCGGGGAGGUCCGGCCCGUGGACAUCGAGGUCUGAGUUCCACCCGGACCGGGACGGCUACCAAAGUGGGGGCGUUUCGGCAGGGGUGGGGUCACGAUGGGUUACAGAACCUCCAGUGAAAAAGACUGAAGACGCAGCUUUACCCUGACCUUUAACCCCGCCCACUGCAGAACCUCCCACUGCAGAAGAACCUCCUGGAUCUGCUGCAGCUCCACAUGGAGACCAGUCAUCGCUCUGAAUGAGUGCAAAUAAAACCGUGAAAUAAACCAAAAUAAGACUAACGAUCAGCAGCACAAUCCUCACCACACUUUUCUAUGGAACUCUUUUCUUUUCACGUUUCUCAGAACCGUUGGAGAGACCGCUUCACUGAAACCGAUUGUACUGUUUUAACAUUUUUCAGGAAAAGUUUUUUGUAAUUUUUUUGUAAAGUCACCUUAAAUUCUGUGAUGAUGUUCAGCAUGUUCUCAGUGCGCUGCCGGGGUCGUGACCGGGCCGACGUCCCGGCUGUUUCUGAGGAGUUCUGGAUCUUAGGACGUGAGGAAGAGGAGGGACGUUGUUGGAUGGAAGCUUCAGGUCCAACUGUCAGCUCAGUACCGUCUCUCAGAUCCGAGAUUUUUCCAGGGAAUGACUCCUCGAUGUUGUUGGAAGCGUGGACAGAUGCUGCUCUUCACUCAUUUCUGUUGGAGCUGCAGCAGAUAAACCUGGAGGUCAGCUGGGGUCAGAGGUCAUUCACCAAUGUGUCUUCACACACGGCAUAAACUGUUGAAUACAUUCCUAAUGAGAACUUUAAACCUCGUUGCACUUUACUCCGGAGUUCUCUCAAAGGUUUCCGACAUGUUGGGAGCGUGCGACGUCCUCUCGGAUCGAGUCGGGACAAACUCGGCUCUUCCACAAAGGUCAUGUUCUUCUGGCACUGAGACGGUUGGAAAAUCUGCAAACGCUUCAUCUGGACUGCAGAUGUGUCUUCAGUGUUUCUGAGAGGAGUCCAGCUAAAAAAACCUGCUCUGCAGACGCAUUUCUGUGCGUUAACAGCUGAGAGUUUGCUUUAAUAAACAGCAGAUUAACAUGGAUCUUUUGCUUUA
Oryzias melastigma (Indian medaka) is the source of this 2920-nucleotide messenger RNA. RefSeq names its product growth arrest-specific 7b (gene gas7b). Gene Ontology annotation, molecular function: actin filament binding. Gene Ontology annotation, cellular component: plasma membrane; cytoplasm; actin filament. The record is from RefSeq and is a predicted model, not a curated record. The transcript is spliced from 16 exons. Gene Ontology annotation, biological process: actin filament polymerization; neuron projection morphogenesis. NCBI's taxonomy places the organism in Eukaryota, Metazoa, Chordata, Actinopteri, Beloniformes, Adrianichthyidae. The coding region runs from base 450 to 1874 and encodes 474 amino acids.